UGCGGGGCGCGUGGGGACACUCGAUCCUCCACGGCGUGCUGACCAGCAUCCUCCAACCUCCAUCAUCGUCCAUCGUCAUCCGCCACUGCACGUGCACAGUCGGCAGCGCGCGGGAUGAAUUGACACGGGCUGAGCUCGCGCCUCCAUCCAUGGAUGAUCUCGUGCGCGCCGGAAGGAGCUCGGGGGUCUAACUUCGGCGCUCUUUCAGUGAGAACUCGACUCUUUUAACAGUCGUCGCUGAUAUUCAUAGUGAAAGGCGCAGUUCGAGGCGCGGCUGCUCGGCGCUCCAGAUGUUGGUCCACACGUACUCCAGCAUGGAGCGCUCCGACGGGCUCUCCGCUUCCCCCCCGGGCGCCCGGCUCUCGCAGCUCUCCUCCCAGCUGUCCUCGCUCAACCAGGCGGCCUACUCCUCGGCGCCCCCGCUCUGCCACACUCCGGCCUCGGACUUCCAGCCGCCCUACUUCCCCCCGCCGUACCCGCAGCCGCCGCUCUCCUACAGCCAGGGCCAGGAGCCCGGCUACCCGCACCUGCCGGACCCGUACCCGUCCAUCAACGCCGUGCACCAGCACCAGCAGCCGGCCUGGCCCCCGCAGCGCUCCCGGCCGGAGGAGGGCGCCCUGCUGCCGCAGUCGCACCGGGCGCUGAGCCUCGACCCCCGGCGGGAAUACCCCGGGGUCCCCCGUCUCCUGCACGGGCUGGGGGAAGGGGCGGCGGCGCUGGGGGAAGGGCCCCUCAUGCACGCGGUGGGUCACCAGGCCCUGGAGAACGUGCAGGCAACGGAGGAGGGCUCAGCGCUGGGCAUCCUGGACCACUCGGUCAUCAAGAAAGUACCCGUCCCAUCCAAGCUCAACGGCUCUGCCCUCUCCGCCCUUUCCCUCAGCAAGGAGGGCUUGGGCCUGGGGGGGGUGUCGAACCCGGCCGAGGUCUUCUGCUCCGUCCCAGGCCGUCUGUCCCUCCUCAGCUCCACCUCCAAGUACAAGGUGACGGUGGGGGAGGUGCAGCGGCGACUGGCCCCCCCCGAGUGCCUCAACGCCUCCCUGCUGGGCGGAGUCCUGCGCAGGGCCAAAUCGAAGAACGGCGGGCGCUGCUUGAGGGACCGUCUGGAGAAGAUCGGCCUGAACCUGCCAGCUGGCCGACGCAAGGCCGCCAACGUCACGCUGCUGACCGCUUUGGUCGAGGGCGAGGCGGUACACCUGGCGCGCGACUUUGGCUACGUGUGUGAGACGGAGUUCCCAGCGAGGGCCGCGGCAGAGUACCUGUGCCGGCAAAGCGACCCCGAUCAGCUGCCGGCGCGACGCAGCAUGCUGCUGGCCACCAAGCAGAUCUGCAAGGAGUUCAUGGACCUCAUGUCCCAGGACCGCUCUCCGCUGGGUGCGGGGCGGCCCAACCCGUGCCUGGAGCCCGGCGUGCAGAGCAGCCUGACCCACUUCAGUCUGCUGACGCACGGCUUCGGCACACCGGCCAUCUGCGCCGCGCUCUCCGCCUUCCAGAGCUACCUGCUGGAGGCGCUCAAGCUGCUGGACAAAGGUGAGGCUGGAGCCAAAGGCCUCCACGAGAAGGACCUCAAACACCGCAAGUAAACGCCGGGGGGAGGAGGGGCUCCGCUCCAGCCCCCCUCACGCUCGCGCUUCCGCAGGCGGGUGACCCCAGGUGGACGCGUCGCUCCCGAACAGACGUGUCCCCGGGGGUGUCCUUCGUAGCGACGGGCGCUGACACGACGCCCACGGCUGCAUCCUGGGCUCGGGUGCGACACCGCCGCGGACGCUGCUCUCCGCCACACACCCACGCUCCUACUCGGACUGGGCUCCAGAACGCAGCGGAGGUUUGAGCAGGGGCUCAAUUUGUCUAUUUUAAGUAUUUCAAUCUGUUAAAAAAUGUUUUUGUACUUAUUGUUGUAUCUUUAUUAUUAUUAG
Messenger RNA from Scleropages formosus (Asian bonytongue), 1913 nucleotides. It is a transcript of the gene tfap2e, whose product is annotated as transcription factor AP-2 epsilon. The transcript has 7 exons. Gene Ontology annotation, molecular function: RNA polymerase II transcription regulatory region sequence-specific DNA binding; DNA-binding transcription factor activity, RNA polymerase II-specific. The coding region runs from base 291 to 1580 and encodes 429 amino acids. The record is from RefSeq and is a predicted model, not a curated record. Gene Ontology annotation, cellular component: nucleus. Gene Ontology annotation, biological process: regulation of cell population proliferation; regulation of transcription by RNA polymerase II; anatomical structure development. NCBI's taxonomy places the organism in Eukaryota, Metazoa, Chordata, Actinopteri, Osteoglossiformes, Osteoglossidae.